AUGUCCGAUACGCUGCAAGACGAAGAGUCGUCGUCACGAAGUAAUUCUCUUAAAAUAUCCUUACCAACUGUCCUGUGCACGGAUGCCUCUGAUAAUGCCGCUAUACCAGAUACAACCUCUUUUGUGAAUUCAGAGUCCAAACAUUCCUUGCCCUCUAGCUUCGGUACACCAACGACACCUCUUAGACUAUCAUCGCCUUUAUCUUUGCCCACGUCGCCUACUCCGUUCACAAAGGCAUCGCUUCAAACACGCUCUAACAAAUCCCUAGAUGAACCCUCCGAGAAAAAACAAUCGAGCACUAUGAAUAAACCUCUAGUCAACGCAGGAUCCGCUACCGGCAACCCACGUAACAAAUGUGCACUGCAACCUGGUCACAGUCUUAUGGACUGGAUUCGUCUCGGCAACUCCGGAAAGGAUCUCACAGGCGUCGGAGGUCGCAUCCGUCCCGUGACCCCACAGGAACUGGCCACACAUAGUACACAGAAAGAUGCAUGGUUGGCUAUACGAGGUCGAGUUUAUAAUAUCACGCAUUAUUUGCCUUAUCAUCCAGGAGGAGCGGAAGAGUUAAUGCGUGGCGCAGGCAUUGAUGCCACCGAGUUAUUUGAUAAAGUGCACCCUUGGGUCAAUUAUGAUUCACUUCUAGCCAAAUGUUUAGUGGGCCCCCUUCGCUUCGACCGACCGGAUUCGGAAGAACUUUUCGACAUAACAAAUUCAUCACCAAAAUCCGACAGACUCAGAGAACCGUCUAAAGCCCAAGAGCUUGUUCGAAAAUCAAUGGAGAAUUUAGCAAAUUGCAUUACACCCGUUCGAAAAAAAAUAACGACUAAAAGCGAGGAAAACAUAAAAGGAAGUCCACCAAGUAAAAUAAUGCAGAGUUUAAUUCACUCGAGUGACUUACCCGUAUCUAUAAGCCGUAGAGCGGGAUCUAGUCCUCUAAAGUCUGCAGAUAAAUCAAAAGACUCGCCUCCGCCACUGCGCUUUGAUUGGAUUCAAACCUCCACAAAGCUAACUAUCUCUGUAUAUACAGGACUUUUGUCAAAUCCGGGCGCUUGUGCCAGGAUUACUGACUGUACAUUGUUCAUAGAAGUAGCUACAAAUGGGUGGCUUAGAAUAGUAAAGCUAGUUCCUGAAGAAGCAAUCAAGGAACCUUUACAAAUACGAGUAUUCCCUGAGAGUGGUAAAAUAGAGGUGACUAUGUUCAAAGCCACAGGAAAAGUUUGGAAGAACAUCGGUGAGACCACGUUCAGUCCAGCGACUCCUAUCUCGUUGCCACGAACGUUAGAAUGCCGAGUGAUGCAUAUAGAACGAGUCUCGCAUGAUACUACGCUACUAGCUUUAGCUCCUAAAAAUGGACCCGUUAUUGUUCCUUUGGGACACCACGUCCGCGUUCAUCAUAAAAUUAAAGAUAAAGAAUGCAUUCGAUCGUACACGCCUGUGGGAGACAAUUGGGAUCGUUACGGAAGCGAUUUAAGCACCUUGAAGUUAACAAUCAAAAGAUAUGAUAAAGGCAUUCUAUCUCCACAUUUAACUGCCGUGAAAAUAGGGGAUUUGAUUACACUUUCAGGACCAUACGGCAGCUUUCAGUUACAAAAGCUAAAAUCUGUCAAAACUAUAUAUUUAAUAGCGGCGGGUACGGGAAUUACGCCGAUGCUAGGAUUGCUAAGAUUUAUGCUAACACGAUCGAAUCCCAAAUGUGAAGGAGUGCAUUUACUGUUCUUUAAUAAAACAGAACAGGAUAUCCUAUUCAAGGAGAACUUGGAUGAAAUAGCAAAACAAGACGAAAGAUUGAAAAUAGUACACGUGUUAUCAAACGCUAGUGCUUCGUGGACAGGACAGAAAGGGAGGAUAUCAAGAGAGAUUUUGUCCCAAAGUAUAGAAAAAGAAGUUUUCGCAGAAGGAUCACGAUUCGUUUGUCUGUGUGGUCCAACGGAAUUUACGCAAGUGGGACUGGACUUUCUAAAGAAAUUAGGGCUAAAAGAUAAUGAUUUGCAUGGUUUUAUUGGA
This is a messenger RNA of Brenthis ino (lesser marbled fritillary), 2004 nucleotides long. Lineage: Eukaryota; Metazoa; Arthropoda; Insecta; Lepidoptera; Nymphalidae. The record is from the annotation of a GenBank genome assembly.